Hyla sarda is the source of this 2000-nucleotide messenger RNA. Its product is annotated as 5-hydroxytryptamine receptor 3A-like. Gene Ontology annotation, biological process: signal transduction; chemical synaptic transmission; nervous system process. NCBI's taxonomy places the organism in Eukaryota, Metazoa, Chordata, Amphibia, Anura, Hylidae. The transcript is spliced from 9 exons. Gene Ontology annotation, cellular component: synapse; neuron projection; membrane. The record is from RefSeq and is a predicted model, not a curated record. Gene Ontology annotation, molecular function: extracellular ligand-gated monoatomic ion channel activity; transmembrane signaling receptor activity; neurotransmitter receptor activity. The coding region runs from base 54 to 1448 and encodes 464 amino acids.
AAAAAGAAUAACUCCACCUCCAAACAAAUAGAAGUAUUAUCACUUACAGUAGAAUGUGCAUUUCCUCUUGUCUCACAAUGUCUCCACACAGCAUGACUCUCCUGCUUACAUGCACCUUGUUUGGUGUAGGUUACGGCCAACUCAACUGUAGUUUUGAUAUUCUGAUCAACAAUUUGUCCUUCCCAAGCUUAAGUAUUCGACCAGUAAAAAACUGGAGAACUGCAACUGAAAUACAAAUUGAAAUGACUCUGUACAACAUCAUUGAUCUGGAUACAAGCUUGCAAUCUCUUACUACAUUAGUUUGGUUCGGCAUGACAUGGAAAAAUGAAUUUAUACAAUGGGAGCCACAACAAUAUUGUUCCAUCAAGAAAAUCUUUUUGUCUAACGUUUCAUAUUGGCAGCCAGACCUGUAUAUUUAUGAGAGGAUACAAAGUGAAGACAAAUCUCCCUCAGUGCCAUUCUAUUCUAUUCAGUACAAUGGAUUAACUACAAGAGAAAUGCCACUUCGGAUUGUUAGUUCCUGUACAGUAGACGUCUUCAAGUUUCCUUUUGACACCCAAAAGUGUAACAUUACAUUUGGUUCAUAUAUCCACCAAGUUCAACAGAUUGACAUGUAUACAUUAUCUAACUCCUCUGAGGUUCUCAGCUCUACAAAAGAUGUAAUGGUUAUGAAUGAUGACUGGGACUUGUUAAGUAUCACAGUGACAAACAAUACCUUGGAUGUUAACGGAGAAAUCUACAGUACAGUAAGCUAUGAGAUAACAAUAAAGAGAGAACCUGCAAUUUACAUUAUCACACUUAUAGCUCCAGCUUGCUUCAUGGUUAUUUUGGAUAUUACCAGCAUGUUCAUACAAAUGGAUUCUGGGCAAAGACUUGGUUUCAAAAUAACCAUUGUGUUGGGCUUCUCUGUGCUCCUUUCCAUUCUGAACACCAUGCUCCCAACUUCUGACAUGGUUCCAGUUUUAGGUAUAUUUUGCUGUGUGGUUAUGGCUGUCAUGGUGUUCAGUAUAAUGGAAUGCAUUGCUAUCUCCUACAUGGUAAUGUUAUCUAAAUCUAAACCUACUAUCCCAUCCUGGAUAAAAACUUGGAUCUUGAGGUACCUGGCACGUGCUCUCUUCUUUAAAGAAAAAUUCUUCAUGAAAUAUGGGAUCAAGCUUUCAGAAAAAGAAACAAAUGUUAAUACGAGGGUAUUAGAAGAACAAAGCAUGGCAACUAAAAGAAAGCCUCAAAAUGACAACGAACAUAACAAUAUGGUGGAAAAGCUGUUAAAGAAGCUUCUGAAAGAAGUCUUAAAGAUCCAUAAGAAAAUUGUUGAUUCUAAGGAAAUUGGUCAUAUCAAGACAGAAUGGCAUGCUGUAGCCCUUGUUUUGGAGCGACUUGUCCUCUUUAUAUACCUCCUCACUGUAUUCAUUUUAUUUGCUGUUGUGAUCAUUAUCUGGUCAACAUAAAGCACAUAGGUAGUCUAUGGUACCAAAUUCAGGCUCUGCCACCAACUGUUAUCACUAAGGAUGUUAAGGCUUAAACAGUACAACUGUUCUCUAAAAAUACGUCUUAAAGGGAACCUGUCAGCCCAUAUGCAUGCUAAGAUUCGCAGACAGAGGGCCUCAUUUACUAAGCUGAAACUGACCAGUUUUGGUCGGGAUUUUUUUGGCGCAGAGUGUCUGAGACAUGUCAGUACCAGGCUGUGCCAGUGUGCGACAAACCCAACAUUACACUGUGAGAAGCUGCAAAGGGGGCGUGGUCUGUGGCAGAGGGGGGGUGACUGAUCCAAAAGGGGCGUGGUUUCACAACCCGACCUAUUUACUAUUGAAUUCACAGAAAAUCCUGUGGAUAAAUGGCUUGAAAUUUCCACCUAGAAAAAGCUGGUCAGAGAAUUUUCCCGACUUUUCCCUAUAGCAAAUAAAGAGGAAUCCUACAAGUCUGAAACAACAUUUCCCACUAGUAAAAACCCGACACUCUUAGUAAAUGAGGCCCAAUGUGUGUGUGUUCUAACAUCAUUU